Cinclus cinclus is the source of this 2742-nucleotide messenger RNA. It is a transcript of the gene ADGRD1, whose product is annotated as adhesion G protein-coupled receptor D1. The transcript has 26 exons. NCBI's taxonomy places the organism in Eukaryota, Metazoa, Chordata, Aves, Passeriformes, Cinclidae. Gene Ontology annotation, cellular component: membrane. The record is from RefSeq and is a predicted model, not a curated record. Gene Ontology annotation, biological process: cell surface receptor signaling pathway; adenylate cyclase-activating G protein-coupled receptor signaling pathway. Bases 16 to 2742 code for a protein of 908 amino acids. Gene Ontology annotation, molecular function: G protein-coupled receptor activity.
AACCUUAAACAGACCAUGGAGAAUUUGUUAUCUCUACUCUGUUGCCAUUAUUCUUUGCUGAUUUUAUUUCAGCAAAAGUACCAGGUGUACGGAAACCACUCCCAGCUACCCAAACACCCAGGGUUCAAAGUCCUGGCAUCAGCUUCCCAUUACUGGCCACUGGAAGAUGUGGAUGGAAUUCACGAGUUUCGGGAUACGAAUGGAGCUCUAAGAAUCCACAACUUCACUGUGCUUCCUUCCCAUAACUCUACCUUUGUAAAUACCAAUGACUCUGCCUACUCUAACUUCUCUGCAACUGUAGAUAUUGUAGAAGGGAUGGUGAACAAAGGAAUUUACGUCACUGAAAAGAAAGGAGUCACCUUUCUCUUCUUUGGAAGUUAUCGAAAUUCUUGCAUUAGUAAUCCAGAGGCUUGUGGGCCUGAAGGAGUAACAUUUUCCUUUUUCUGGAAGACUCAAGACCAGCAGGCCAAACUUCUCCCGGCCUCUGGUGGACAAGUCAUUUCCAGUGGUUUCAAAAUCUGCUCAAACGAAGGUGAAGGCUCUGUGGAAUUUUACACCCGUGGGAAUGCAAUGAUGAAGUGGAAAGCAAGCUUUAGUCCACCAGGUCCCUACUGGACUCACGUUCUCUUCACCUGGCAGUCCAGGGAGGGGCUCAAGGUCUAUGUCAACGGCACCCUGAACACCACGGACCCUGCUGGGAAGGUUUUCUACGACUACGGCGACGCCGGCGCCAACCUCCUGACAGGGACGGAGGGGGACCCGGCCAAGCGCUUCGUGAAUGGGGCCUUCGACGAGUUCAUCAUCUGGGAACGGGCCCUCAGCCCCCACGAGGUCCGGCAGUACUUCACCGCUGCCGUCGGUGUGCAAGUUCUGCUUUCUUCAACACUUCCAUGGUCCCUGGUGACAACCACCACAAACCCCGUGCUCCCCACCGACGCCUACCAGCCCAUCAUCAGUGCCCUGAGCCAGGAGCGGGGCAGCUCCCAGGCCCCCCGUUCCCUGCUGGAGCACCUGCAGAACGUGUCCCUGAGCCUGCCCAAGAAAUCCCUGGCAGAACUCACUGCCCAGAGCCUGGCCGAGGCAUUUUUAAAAGCUGUUGAAGACUUUAUGUUACUGUCUGACUGGAUUGAUGGACCAGAGACCCCCGAGGUGUUCAGCAGCCUGAUCCACACCAUCGACACGGUGAUGGCUCACCUGUCCCUCAACCUGCACGGCUCCUCCUCGCUGCCCCUGACCCUCGAGGGCUCCUCAUCUGUGGCAGAUUACGCUGUGGCCAAAAUGCAUCCUCAGACCCUGAACGUGUCCCACUAUCGAUUCCCAUCUCGAGGGCACAGUUACGUUUCCAUUCCCAGUGAAGCUUUCCAUGGAAAAGCCUGGAUCACCAUCGUGGGCCUGCUUUACCAUAACAUGCAUUAUUUCUUCCAUAACAUCAACCCUGUGGACACCAGGAUUGCUGAAGCUGCUGCCUACAAAGGCUACAUGAUCUCAGCCAGCAGUUACCUCAUCUCUAUCAAAGUGGAGCCUGUGCCCCAGCUGUCCUACAACCUGUCAGGGUCUCCUCUCCUCAGCAUCCAGCUCACCCACAGGCUGACACCCAGACAAUACAGCCAAGCACUAAAUAAAAGUAACAGAGUUCAUCUUUACUGUGCAUUUCUGGAUUAUAGCAAUGGGACUGGGGUCUGGUCUAACGAGGGCUGUGUGCGUGAGAGCGGGGACCUCAACCACUCCGUGUGCCUCUGCAACCACCUCACCAACUUUGCCAUCUUGAUGCAAGUGGUGCCUCUGAAGCUGACGAGAGAGCACCAGGUGGCCCUGUCCUCCAUCACCUACAUCGGCUGUGCUCUGUCCAUCUUCUGCCUGACCAUCACGCUGGUCACCUUCGCCGUGCUCUCGUCUGUCAGCACCAUCCGUAACCAGCGCUACCACAUCCACGCCAACCUGUCCUGCGCCGUGCUGCUGGCCCAGGUGCUGCUGCUCACCAGCUUCCAGCUCAGCCCCUCCACUCUGCCUUGCAAGAUAUUGGCCAUUCUCCUUCAUUUUUUCUUCCUGAGUGCUUUUGCAUGGAUGCUGGUGGAAGGAUUUCAUCUUUACAGCAUGGUGAUCAAAGUAUUUGGGUCAGAAGAAAGCAAGCACUUAUAUUAUUAUGGAAUUGGAUGGGGCUGCCCACUGGUGAUCUGUGUCAUUUCUGCAACCUCGUCCCUGGACAGCUACGGAGAAAGUGGCAACUGCUGGCUUUCACUGGAGAACGGAGCAAUCUGGGCUUUUGUGGCACCAGCCAUGUUUGUCAUUCUGGUGAACAUUGGCAUUCUCAUUGCUGUCACAAGAGUCAUCUCCAGAAUCAGUGCAGACAACUACAAGGUCCACGGAGAUGCUAAUGCCUUCAAACUAACAGCUAAAGCCGUGGCUGUUCUCUUACCAAUCUUGGGGAGCUCGUGGAUCUUUGGCAUUUUGGCUGUCAAUGCCCACGCUUUAGUAUUUCAGUAUAUAUUUGCUGUUUUUAAUUCACUACAAGGAUUUUUCAUGUUCCUGUUUCACUGUCUCCUGAACUCAGAGGUCAGAGCUGCCUUUAAGCACAAAACCAAGGUCUGGUCCCUCACCAGCAGUUCAACUCGCAACAUCAAUGUGAAGCCCUUCAAUUCAGACAUUAUGACUGGGAACAGGCCAGGCACGACUCCCACGAAGCUGAACACCUGGGAUAAAAGCACCAAUUCAGCGAACCGCAUUGAUUUAUCUGCAGUCUGA